Molecule: messenger RNA, 1628 nt
Organism: Diachasmimorpha longicaudata
Lineage: Eukaryota; Metazoa; Arthropoda; Insecta; Hymenoptera; Braconidae
Product: methanethiol oxidase
Exons: 8
Coding region: 151-1581 (476 amino acids)
Molecular function (GO): selenium binding
Source: RefSeq, a predicted model, not a curated record
GAAAUGAUAAAUUACUAUCCCCACUCUUUGGACAUUAUCUUCGAGGAGGGACCAUCAGAAUGUAACUGUGCACUUCAGUUGGGAAUGACGGUUGAGAGUGUGCAUUUCAACACAUGAUAGAGAAUCAUUUUUAUCAUAAAGAAUAACGCAAUGGCUUCAGCAAAAGAUUGUGGAGGGUGUGGACCGGGAUACAGGAGUCCUCUGGCUGCGAUGAAAGAGGGAUUGAGAGAAAAUAUUAUCUAUGUCGUAUGCCCACACACGGAUCCGACGAAGCCCGAUGUCCUUGCUACUGUUGACGUCGAUCCAGACAGUCCCACUUAUUGCCAAAUUAUCCAUAAGCUGAGGAUGCCUCACGUGGGGGAUGAACUCCAUCACUCCGGGUGGAAUGUUUGUGGCAGUUGUCCGGAUAAGAAGAGGAAGAGGAAUGUCUUAGUUUUACCUGCUUUGAUGUCGGACCGAAUUUAUUUCGUUGAUACAAAGGAGCAGAGGAAGCCUGUGAUUAAGAAAGUACUGGGGCCAGAAGCACUCCAUCACCAAGGACUGGCUACCCCUCACACUUCCCAUUGUUCCCCCACAGGGGAGAUAAUCAUAUCAACAAUGGGGCGGCCAAAUGGCGAUGGAUUGGGUGAUUUUCUACGCAUUGAUAGUGAGACACUCUUAGUCAAUGGGACAUGGACGAAGGGAGAGACGAAGGCACAAUUUGGAUACGACUUUUGGUACCAGCCGUAUCAGGAUACUCUCGUAUCCUCCGAGUGGGGGGUUCCUAAAAUUUUCAAGAGGGGCUGGGCUAAGGGAGACGCUACUGAUCCUAUGUCGUACGGAAGAAGCUUGAACUUCUUCUCCUGGAGUAAGCAAACCUUGGAACAAGUGAUUAACCUUGGAGAAGAGGGUAUAGCACCACUGGAGAUAAGAUUUCUUCAUGAGCCCACAGCCAAUGAAGGGUACGUGGGAUGUGCGGUUUCGUCCAAUAUUUUCUAUUUCUUCAAAAAGGAAGAUGGGAAGUGGGACGCUGAAAAGGUCAUCGAUGUACCUGCGAAAAAGGUCGAGGGCUGGAACGCACCCUACAUGAAUGGAAUGAUAACGGAUAUUCUGAUAAGUCUGGACGACAAAUACCUGUAUUUCAACAAUUGGCUCCAUGGGGAUGUGCGGCAGUAUGAUAUAACAGACCGUAGAAACCCGAAAUUAGUCGGUCAAGUGUUUCUGGGCGGAUCGAUCCUCUCAGACUCGAAAGUCCGGGUCGUUGAUGAUAAAGAAUUGACGGCCCAGCCAGAGCCGGUGGUUAUCAAAGGACGGAGGCUGUAUGGCUCACCUCAGAUGCUCCAAUUGAGUCUCGAUGGCCGAAGACUCUACAUCACCACUUCUAUUUUCAAACCGUGGGACAUCCAGUUCUAUCCUGAACAUGUCAAGAAUGGUUCCACAAUGGUCAAAAUCGAUGUUGAUUUGGAAAAUGGCAGCAUGAAACUUGACGAGAACUUUCUGAUUGAUUUUGGAGUAGAUAAGGAUGAUAUCCUCCUAGCACACGAGAUGAGAUAUCCCGGUGGAGACUGCACCUCAGACAUCUGGCUCCCGGAGAUCCAUUAAAAUCGCUGUGCCAAAUAAAAAAUUGAAUAAAGAUAUCCUUGCAAAUA